AUGAGUGCUUAUGUUGAUGUGGAAGACCAACACUGGGGAGGCGCUGCUCCUAGUCAAUUCUCUUGUACUCAACGUCCUUGGAACAAGGAUGAUCCUGCGUGGAUAAACAGCAAGGAUAUUGUGAUUGAGGGCUUUAGCAUCAAUGCCAAGGGUAAACCCUUGUUUGAAAACGCAGAUUUGAAGAUCGUGUUUGGACGUCGUUAUGGAUUGAUCGGACCGAAUGGUCAGGGUAAGUCCACACUGUUGAAGAUGAUUGCUUGUCGCGAGCUUGCCAUUCCUCCAAAUAUUGACAUUCUCUAUGUCGAACAGGAAAUCGAGGCCGAUGAAUCGACAGCCGUGGAAGCUGUGUUGAGUGCCGAUACGAAACGUUUGUAUCUUCUGAAGAGAGAAAAGGAGUUGCAGGAGUUGCUCGAACAAGAAAAUGAGGACCAUUCUGCUGAUGAAGACGACGACGACGAGGAGAAGAAGGACUCGACAGAAAAGCUUUUGGAAGAAUAUCACGAAGUGCUCGACGAGAUCAACAUUCAUGGUGUCUACAAGGCGGAGCCGCGUGCUCGCCGCAUUCUCUCCGGUCUGGGAUUCACCACGGAAAUGCAGGACAAGCCAACCUCCUCCUUCUCCGGAGGUUGGCGCAUGCGCAUCAGUCUGGCGCGUGCUUUGUUCAUGCAGCCGGACCUCCUUCUUCUGGAUGAGCCUACGAACCACCUGGACCUGAACGCCGUGAUCUGGCUGGACGGGUACCUUCAGACGUGGAAGAAAACGCUGCUGGUGGUCUCGCACGACCAAGAGUUCUUGAGCUCGGUGUGCCAGUACAUCAUCCAUCUGAACAACAAAAAGCUGGACUACUACGUGGGCGACUACCCGUCCUUCAAGAAGAUGCAGCAGCAGAAGCUCGCCGAGCAAAUCAGAGCCUGGGAGAAGCAGCAGAAGCUCCUGAAGCAGCUCAAAACGACGGGCAAAUCGAAAUCCGCCGCGGAGGAGCAGGCGAAGCGGAUGCGUCAGCGCGAUCUGCGCAGCCAGGACAAGGGAAUCAACGAGGAUACCGUGCUGGAAGCCACGCAGCAGCUGCUGGAGCGUCCUCGCGAGUACACGGUGAAGUUCACGUUCCCGAAGUGCACGGAGCUUUCGCCGCCCAUCGUGUCCGUCGAGAACGUCACGUUCGGCUAUUCGCCGGAUCGGAUUCUGCUGAAGAACGUGGACUUCGGUAUCCACAUGUCGUCGCGCGUGUCGAUCGUGGGUCCGAACGGAAUCGGAAAAUCCACGCUGGUGAAGCUCAUCGAGGGCGAUCUGGUUCCUUUGAGCGGCGACAUUCGACGCAACCAGAAGCUCCGAAUCGGCAAGUACUCGCAGCACUUCGUGGACAAGCUGCCGAUGGACGUGUCCCCCGUGGAGUAUCUGCAGUCGCUCUACCCCACCAUGAAAUACCAAGACCUGCGAAAUCUGCUGGGUCGGUACGGACUCGAAGGCCACGCGCACACCAUCGCGAUCCGGAACCUCUCGGGAGGACAGAAGGCGCGUGUGACCUUCGCGGAGAUCUCGCUGAGCCAGCCGCACAUCCUGCUCUUCGAUGAGCCCACCAACCAUUUAGAUAUCGAGUCGAUCGAUGCGCUCGGCGAGGCCAUCAACGAGUUCGAGGGCGGCGUGGUGAUUGUGAGCCACGACGCGCGGCUGCUCAUGAUGACCAACUGCGAAAUGUGGCUGAUGGACAACCAGACCGUGCAUGCGAUUGAAGGAGGGUACGAGGCCUAUCGCGAUUCCUUGCUCGAGAAGAUGGAGUUUAGUGAUGAUGAAGACGAGCAGGAGAAGGAGGAAGAAGAGAAGGAGAAGGCCGCUGCGAGGGCGAAGAAAGGCAAAAAUGAGGCUGCGGAAACGGCAGCAGAAGCGCCCAAAACGGACGCGGAGCUGGCUGCAGCCGCGUUCUCGGCGUUGAUGGCGAAUCAGGCGAAGGAGAAGGAGGAAAAGGAGAAGAAGAAGAAGCACCGAUCGAAGAAAGAGGGAGAAGAGACGGAGGAGAAGAAACAUCGACAUCAUCACUCGCAUAAGGAGGAGGGAGAAGAGAGGAAACAUCGGCAUCAUUCGAAGAAGAGUGAAUAA
This is a messenger RNA of Blastocystis hominis, 2094 nucleotides long. RefSeq lists its product as hypothetical. The record is from RefSeq and is a predicted model, not a curated record. Bases 1 to 2094 code for a protein of 697 amino acids. Gene Ontology annotation, molecular function: ATP hydrolysis activity; ATP binding. The transcript is spliced from 8 exons. Lineage: Eukaryota; Bigyra; Opalinata; Blastocystidae.